AUGGCAACAACUACCUCUGCGAUCCCCUCGCCGACAUGGCCCUCCAACUACUCUCCGACGCAGUUCACUCCCGCAGCUACCUGUGGCUUUGGCCAGGACCUCUGGCUCGCCACUCUCGACUGUGCAAUCCUCAAUCGUCAAACCUAUGCCUCGACUGCGAGUGCGCCACCCGCAGUUGUAACUGGCAGAUUACCCGGCUUCACCUGUGGUCCCGUGGUCAACGCCGGUCGCCCGCUCGUUCACUUCACCCGCUCUGAUGAUAAUAGCAUCGCCAUCACCACCACCACCCGCGGCUACGAGGACGAGUGCUACCAGAACAAGUACGGUCCCUCAGGCGCCGUGACCAAAGCCACCGGCAGCCAGACCAUCACCCACUACUUUGCCAGCUGUCCCGUGGGAUACAGCGAGGCCAGCCACGACUCCACCGCUAUAAACAACGUCGACCUGCAUUAUCUCGAAUGCUGCCCUUCUGGCAGUCUCAGUUUUGGGCUGUUCAGCACCAGGACGGAAGACAUCCUCUUCGAAACCACUAUCUCUGGGACGCCGUAUGGGGGUUGGACCAUCAACAUGCCCGCCUGCACGGCCAAGCUCACCGCGGGCGAGGUUGUCACUGUGACGGACGCUCUUACUGGCGGGACUGAGAUGACGACGAGAACGACAAGCCUCGAGUCUGGGGCCACCAUCUUUGCCGAGAUUCAAACUGCUUCGUACACUGUUUUUGCCGGGCAGCAUACUUGCUUUGAGGGUUGCAAUCAGCUGUAUGAGAGUGUCAGUGACUGGCUGUCGCAGUAUACGCCUACGGGUACGGAGACGAGUACCUCUCCUAGCCCUUCUGGGACGCAACCUCCGGGUGAGGAUGAUGAGGCUGGGGAUGGUGGCGAGGAUGAGGAUGAGGAUGGGGAUGUGGAUCAGCCUUCCGGGGCUGGCCAGACUGCUGGCUUCAAGGUUGGCGUCCUGGGUGCGGCGCUUGCUUUGGCGGUGGGGGUUGUUGCUGGUCUGUAA
Podospora anserina S mat+ is the source of this 1002-nucleotide messenger RNA. RefSeq lists its product as uncharacterized. The transcript has a single exon. NCBI's taxonomy places the organism in Eukaryota, Fungi, Ascomycota, Sordariomycetes, Sordariales, Podosporaceae. The record is from RefSeq and is a predicted model, not a curated record. The coding region runs from base 1 to 1002 and encodes 333 amino acids.